Molecule: messenger RNA, 507 nt
Organism: Rotaria sp. Silwood1
Lineage: Eukaryota; Metazoa; Rotifera; Eurotatoria; Philodinida; Philodinidae
Source: the annotation of a GenBank genome assembly
AUGUUGAUUCUAGUUUUUUUUUGCCUAUUAUUGAUUCAAUUUAAUUUCAAUGUGUGUGAUAUUUUAUCCAGUAAUAAAAUUUCAAAUUGUUCUCUAUUAUUUCAAAUUCAAACAACUGAUCAUUCAAACAUAAUUCAAACAGAUUUUCCUAUUGAUCUUAUAGAUAAUUAUGAUUUAACAUGUAAUUUGAAAAAUUUUACAGCUUAUUAUAAAAUAACACCAUUAUCGUUUCUUGUUAUUGAUAAAUAUAAAAAUGAACAUGAAAAUUUCAAAUCAAUGCUUGAAUUACAUGUAAAACAAUUUAACUUUAGUUUUAAUCAAUCAUCAACUAUUCAACAAUGUGUUUUCUCAACAAAUAAAGAUAAUUAUAAUAUCCAGCAUGAUCACAAACAUCAAAUAUGUCGACAAAUACAUAUUGGAAUAAAUAGACUACAUCAUUUUUGGAAUUUAUCAAUGAAAAUAUUUUAUAUUUGUUUAAUAUGUUCAAUACGUACAUGUUAUAUUUAA